AGGGGGUGGGUUACUGAAUUGCUGAGCCAUUGCCGACACCCAUUGGGUGCCAGGCCAUGUCGCUGGUUCGUGGCGCUGCCCUUAUUUAAUGGAGAGGUUGCCAAGCCUGCUGUCUUCCCUCACUAUGCAGUCCCUAUCUAAAGCAGAGAUAAAGGACUUGCUGAACCAUGCGCUCAAGCACCAAUACCGCGUGCAGGACCGCGAUAAGAAGUCCGAGUCGGUGAUGGAGAAGACGGUGGACCUGUUCCGGCUCGACUACCACACGGACAUCCUGCCGAACGGGUCCGGCGAGCUGGGCAGCAACUACCCGUCGCGGAUCGUGCUGCUGUCGGCGGGCCGCGACCCCGGCGCCGUCGACGCGACGCGCCUGCACCGGCUGGCGCUGGUGGCUCGCAUGGGUCGCUGCCGGGGCCGCUUCCCCGUCGGCGUGAUCCUGUACCGCGGUCAGCACAUCUGCAGGUCCUCGACGCUGUCGGUGGGUGCGGAGAUGUAUCCGCGUCACUACUUCUACUCGAUAUUCGGCGGUGCCCCGAGCGGCGGCGGCGAAGGCGGCGGCGACGGUGGCUCCCAGCCGAUCGAGGAGGCCGGCCUGGAUCCGCCCAGUCCGCCGGACGAGUCGCCAAGCCAGCUGUUUGACCGCAUCCGCAACAUGGACAUGAAACUGCUGCGCCUCUUCUCUGUACGCACCAUUGCCGACCUCAUGGUGGAGAACAAGAAGGUCAAGUUCGGAGUGUACGUGUCCUCGUCGGAGAAAGUGGACAAGCAGGAGCGGUACGCCGGCUUCGACCUGCUCAGCCUGCCGUACCCGGGCUGCGAGUUCUUCCAGCAGUACUGCCAGCGCGGCUACCAGGGCGCCGGUCUGCUCUUCGACUGGAACCAGAGCUACAUUGACGCCGAGAUCGUGCUGCCGCCGCAGCUGGUCGACAGGCUGGCCGUCCAGUGGGAGCUGUACCGGACCUGGGACAUCGUGCAGCUGACGCAGAACUACCUGCGCCUGCUGCUGCACUGCCUACACGCCAGCCAGGACGGCCUGCUCAUCCACUGCAUCUCUGGCUGGGACCGGACGCCGCUCUUCGUCUCGCUGCUGCGGCUGACGCUCUGGGCCGACGGCCUCAUUCACACGGCGCUGGACGCCUCGCAGAUCCUAUAUUUGACGUUGGCGUACGACUGGUUCCUGUUCGGACACAACCUGCCCGAUCGGGUAGCCAAGGACGAGGAGAUCAUGCACUUCGCCUUCAACUUCCUCACGCACAUAGACACGGAAGAGUUCAGUGCUUCCAACUACGGCGGGCCGACGCCGACCGAGCCGCGCCGCGCCGAGUCGGAGGUGCACCUGGUGGACGGCGUGCUGCUGGAGGGCCUCGAGACGGACGCCUCCAGCAUCCACUCGUCGUGCUCGUCGGCGUCGGACGGCGCGGCGGCGGCGCUGCUGCCGCCGGCCGGCCCGGCCAGCGCCGAGGCGUGGCCCUUCGUCGAGCCGUGCGCCGCCAGCCUGACGUCGCUGGAGGGCAGCCUCAGCGAGCUGGAGCUCUCCUCGUCAUCGUCGUGCAGCUCCGGCCGGCGUUGGCGCGUGCCUUUCAGCGGCGGCACGUACCACGAGCCGCCCACCAGCCCGGUGAGCGUGCCCGGCGGCACGCGGGCCCGUCACGAGAGCUGCGGCUCGGUCGGCAGUUGGCAGAUGGUGAACUGUCCGGGCAGCGUCAACGGAUCCGGAUCGAACGGCUCCGUGCGUUCCGGCUCAUCUCACUCUCGGAGCAGCUAUCACUCGCUGGGGGCAGAGUUUACGGAGUCGACGACGACGCUGAUCGACGAGUCUGGCGAACAGAGCACCGAGCUUCCAGAGACCAGGCGGUCGGCGCGGCUGCGUGCGGUGCGCACCCUGUUCCUGCAGUCGUACAGCGCGGCCGUGGGCCUGAAGACGGGACCGAUGUCGCAGCGGACGCCGGGCGCCGCCGGCUUCUCGCUGGUGCCCUCCAUCGUCUCCAACAUCGCCGGCCGGGUCGGCAUCCUGAUGACAUGAAGGCGCGACGGCGGACGGCGGCCCGCGGUCAUGACCUGAGGCCAGGUCUCCGCCGUGGCUCUGUCGUCCGCCGCCGCCCUUGGUCGCAGCUGGUGCCGAGAGAGCGGCCGCUGGUUUAUGUGUCGAUUACCACAUGUUGCAUGGAAGGGAAUGCCGCGGCCGGUUAUUCUCAACUGUGGCUUAUGUCAUGGGGGGACGGGUGGCAUGUGUGCUGCUGCUGUGAUGGACUGUAACACCCCCGCCCUGCACUGAGUUUCUUUCCUUCCGCUGUCGUGACUAACCCGAGACCAAUUUAUCAUCUUUGCAUGCAUAAUCUACGUUAUAGAUACUGUAAGUAGCCCUCCGGAACUGCAGACGUGGCAUAAUUGUCAUAUCCUUAUUUGUACUGAAUUACGCGUUUUCGGCAAUAUGCAGGCCACGGGUAUGUAUAAAUCAACAGCGCGUCCCCGUGUGUCAGGGGACUUGACCAGACGCCUGAUAUCGAAUUUGUGACAUUGCCGCCGGCUACCCGUGAAUCUCCCACUGAUCACAGUUCGCCUCUCCAUCUCGCCUGUACUUAAACACUUGCAUGCAAACUCGGUGUUGUACCGGAGUACAACGCGGCGCUCAUGUGCGCUCAUCAUUUUUCUCGCAGGUUCCGACAAAAAAUAAAUUGGAUUGCCUUGACGGUACUGGAAAUGAAAGUACCGCAAAUGAAUAAAUGACCAUAUCCAAUAAGGAAUCUGUCGUUGCUGUUGAGACAAACCGGCAUAUGGCUCGGGUAUGGUUGAAGGUAUUCAGUUCACCCGGUAACGACACUCCAGCGGCGGACCGCGCGCUAGCUUCUUUAUUCUCCACCCUCCUGAAUUUUCCACGGGCCUGUUUGUUCUGCAGCGGUCUGUCACAGACGUCGGCUGGCAGUGCGACGGUCGAACGGUGAGGGCCAGGGGCAGCAGCAGGCGUUGUCGUCGGCCGGAUCGGCGGCGGGCGGCGCGAGACCCCGCCUCCACUGUGGUGACAGUGACGCCGCUGUUCGGCAGGCGGCAGGGGCGUGGGUGCCGCGGGUCCGCCGGGCCCGCGGUCGCCCGGCGGCAGCCUCCACUGGCCGGCCAGCGGGGCCGGAGCGUCCGUCUUGUCCGCCGCGAUAGCGACCUGCGCAAUGUUUCCGCACAGAUGGUAUGCGUGCAUUUUACGCGGGUGGUGGUACGAAGUACACGUUCCGUUUCCGCGACGUGCGGCUGCUGUAUCGUGCUGGGUCUGCGGCGGGAGCAGAUGUUCUGCGCUGCGGGACGUGUGUCGAUGCCGUUCCUCGUUGCCAAACGCCCUCUUCUGGUGGCAAAAUGUGACGUCACAGGCGCAUCACGCACACUCGGACGAGUGUUCCAUGCCAACCGUGUUGACGUGGUGACCUUUUAGGUCACGUUUACCGAUCGGGAACGGUGUCUGCCUAGGAAGAGCGCACAUCGCCUGUUUGUAACGGCCCGCUGCCGUGCGCCGUUCGGCGCUCCUGGGCGCCACACUAUGGAUUGUACAGCGUGCCCGCGAUUGGGCUGGUGUCGGCGCCUGGGGCUGGGUCGGGUCCGUGCUGUCGCUUUGGACAGAGCCGUGUGAUGUGGGCCGCGGCUGUUUCGGUCUGUCUCGUCCCCUCUGUCGCGUUCACAUGGUGCGAUGGGGACUGACGUCAGCUGCGAGGACGGCAGCGCACUGCUCCCGCACACCCAGUUAUUUCCCGAGCGAAUAUCGUGAUGUCGGUGCACUGCGUGCUAUUCUGUGUCGCUCAGCUGGUGAUAUACGUCCAUAUCACCGCCGCCGCGCGCCUACCUGCUCCGCUGUUCUCCCGAGCGUGGAGGAACGUCGAGUGAGGGAGGGCGGGUGGUCGCCGCAAGCGCCUACUCUCGCCUGCAUAUCUGCCGGGACUUUGUAACGUUGCCAUUAUACCGACAUACCUUGCCACGUAUACGCGAUGUAAAGAGAAUACAGAUUGCCCAAGAGCAGACUGCUGAUGAA
This is a messenger RNA of Pollicipes pollicipes, 4006 nucleotides long. RefSeq names its product Egg-derived tyrosine phosphatase (gene EDTP). Lineage: Eukaryota; Metazoa; Arthropoda; Thecostraca; Pollicipedomorpha; Pollicipedidae. The transcript has 12 exons. Bases 89 to 2020 code for a protein of 643 amino acids. Gene Ontology annotation, biological process: dephosphorylation. Gene Ontology annotation, molecular function: phosphatidylinositol-3-phosphate phosphatase activity. The record is from RefSeq and is a predicted model, not a curated record.